AUGAAGGAAGAGCGUAUCUGCCAGUCAAUAGAAAUCAGUCCUGCAACUGAUGCUAACAGGGUACAAACAACUAAUCAGAGAGCUUUUUUUGCAGGUGAGGAAAUAGCAAGAAGCAACAGCAGAGAAAGGGAUGGAAAAUGUUACCGCUAUGUAUGUGACAGCACUUGCAAGAGACCAACCCGAACUGAGAUACCAUGUGAACAUGUACCACCAAGUGAGGAAGUAACAAGAAGUACAAUUCAUGGAAAAUGUUACAAAGUUGUAUGUGACGGCAGUUGUGGAGAAAUCCCUGCAACUGAGAUCCCUUGUACAACAACACCAAGUACAACAACUAAAACAACCACCAAGUCAACCACUGUCACUACAAUCAGCACAACUACCCCUUGUGUGCCCAAUACAAACUGGCAGAUUGCUAAUUGCACUACAGCUGUAUGCAAUGCAAAUGGUCAACUACAGAUUGUUCAGAAAAGUUGCAUCCCUCCCCCAGAGAUCACCUGUGCCAAUAAAAUGAAGCCAAUUGCUGUGCCUGAUGAUGACUCAUGUUGCUGGCAUUGGGAGUGUCCUUGUAUGUGUGGUGGUUGGGGAGAUAGCCACUAUCUUACCUUUGAUGGAACCUAUUAUACAUAUCAAGGAAACUGCACCUAUGUUCUUGUGGAAGAAAUUGUGAAAACCAUUGAUAACUUUGGCAUUUACCUGGACAAUUAUAAUUGUGGAGCUAAAACAGGUAUUACCUGCCCACGCAAGCUUACUGUACGACAUGAAACUCAGGAGAUUGUAAUUUCACCUAAAACAUUAAAUCCUAUCAGUUUAGAGACUUUUGUAAAUGGAAAUCUUGUAUUGCUUCCAUAUACAAAAUAUGGAGUAAACAUAUACAAAUCUGGAAUAUAUUUAGUAGUUGAAAUACCACAGCUGAAGACCAAUGUCACUUAUAAUGGUUUGACCUUCACAAUAAAGAUGCCAUAUGGAAAGUUUUAUAAGAACACACAUGGACAAUGUGGUACCUGCAGCAACAACCAAGCUGAUGACUUAAUGAUGGCUAAUGGUACAAUCACAACUAACUGGGUAGCUAUGGCUGAUUCGUUUAUGGUGAAUGACCCAGUCAAGCCUCAAUGCCAGAGCAUUCCUCCAGUACCCCCUACAAUACCUCCAACUUGCAAAUCUGCUCUCUGUGAUCUCAUCAUGGGACAGGUUUUCCAAAAAUGCCAUCAGUUCCAUUCACCAGAACCUUUCUAUAAAGCCUGCCUGUCAGACAGUUGCAAUGUAGCUAACUCACAUAGUGAAUGUUCAAGCUUACAACAAUAUGCCUCAAUCUGUGGUGAUCGUGGUGUCUGCAUUCAGUGGAGGAGCAAGGCCACAGCUUGUUCAAUUACUUGUCCUUCUAACAAAGUGUACGAUGCAUGUGGACCAGUUUUCCCUAGAACCUGCCAACAUACGUCAAGAGAUGUUAUAGAACUGAAAAAUGAUAAACGUGUUGUGGAAGGAUGCUUCUGUGCUAAAGGUAGCAUGCCAUUUAGCAUGGCAAUCGAUUCCUGCGUAAGCGACUGUGGGUGUGUUGGGCCAGACAAUAUUCCCCGCAAGUAUGGAGAAACCUUUGAAUUUAACUGUGAGAUCUGCAAGUGUCUGGAGGGUGGUAGUGGAAUAACUUGUCAAAGACAACAAUGCCAUCAUGUAAGAAAUGAAGCAUGUACUCGUGACGGCUUCUACCCGGUGACUCAGAUUAGCACUAAAGACAAGUGUUGUGAAGAAACUGUAUGUCGUAAGUAUCAAAUACACCUAUUUUCCUCUAUGCACUAACAGCAAAUAUUUAACAAUCCUA
Molecule: messenger RNA, 1816 nt
Organism: Xenopus laevis (African clawed frog)
Lineage: Eukaryota; Metazoa; Chordata; Amphibia; Anura; Pipidae
Product: intestinal mucin-like protein
Exons: 12
Coding region: 1-1794 (597 amino acids)
Source: RefSeq, a predicted model, not a curated record